AUGUCUGUGCAUGAAAUAACGGGCAACAUCCAAAGUCGCUUUGUCCAGGUUACGACGCUCCUUCACUUGAUCGAUCCAGUGCGAGGUGAACCAACCGUGUACGGCCUCGAUCAAGGUGCGAACGCAGGCCAACAAAGUCGAGAGAAGCUUCUGAAAAAAAGGUUUCUCGAUUCUGUCGCCCUUAUAUGCGCAAGAAGGAAAGACGGCGACACAGUGUCCGCGGCUUGCCUGGAGGAAGGCCUUCCCGAGGGAACAGUCGUCCGUAUUGCUAGUAAUCAGGGCGUCAGUGAUUCUACCCUUACUGAGCUCCGAGAAAUCAUACAUAUCUUGAAUGGCAUUGCCAGUGGCGAAUACGGCGCAGCCGACAAGGAAUCGGAAGUACUGGCGCGGAUCACGAGUCUCGACAUCUCCAGGAUACGAACUUAUCUGAAAGACAUCCGCAACAUCGGUGACGACGUGGAGGGCAUUUUCGAAAGCAGUGGCUCAGCAUCGGCGUUACAUCAAAUUGACUAUGUAAGAGAUUUCCGGGAAUGGUGUGCCCACAUCGUAGCAAUACGACAUACGCCUCCAGGAUCUGGCCCGGAGCUUCUUGUCGAACACCUUCGGUGGGCCACGGAAGCUCGACGGACUUACCUGAGUUGUCUGCAAGCUCUGUUUCCCGAUGCGUGGCCGAAAUGGGCCCGCGCGAUAUUCAAGCUAGGACGGUAUGUGAUUGCUUCUAGGGUGCUGCUGCAGUUUGCGUCGGACUAUCCAACAUUCUUCAAUCCCAUGCUGGUACUCCCCGCAACCGCUCCUCCGAAAGCCAGGUUCACGUGCUCCCAAGAAGAAAAGCCCCUGGCGACCGUGCUGCGAAGACUCUCCAGUGUCCCUGAGGUGGACAAAUACUCCUCAAGGUUAGCUCAGAUCUGGGGUGUUCGAGAUCCAGAAGCCCAUUUCCGAGAUACUUGCACAUUGGACUUAGCUGUGCAUGCUGAGAUGCAGCUACUCAAUUUCUAUGACAGUAAUCCCACCAGAACCCCCCCUUUUCGCUUCAUCGGAGUCAGCAAAAGAUCAUGCUUUUUGUGCCAAACAUUCCUAGGAAGGCAUCCGCAAUCCUUCGGUAUCACCUCUUCCCACCAGAAGCUUUAUCUCACCUGGAGGCCUCCACCCACAACCAGCCCAGCUAUUUACAGACAGUACAAGACCAUCAUACGUGAUCUGAGUACGGCUAUGGAAUCGGUAGCGAAACAGGAUCUACAAAAUCGUCUUGGUCUCCGGCGACGUGUUCCUGCGGACUCAACUGCUGGCGUAUCCAUCUCGGGAUUAACGGAUCACAACAGAACAUCACAACAUGAAUCCCUCCUCGAGAGGGUCACGCCGUCACCAGAGUCCGUCGUCGGGGAGUGUACACCGUCAUCGUUGCAGCCGAUCCCGGUGGUGGAUACCUCAUCUUCAAGGGAAGAAUCGUUCUGCUCUACGUAUACCAACUCACCUGCUGGACAUUCAUUUGCCGCUGCCGAGAUGGUAUUUCAUGUCAUGCGCCCAAACGAACCACAGAAGCAAGACAUCAUCGGCAUGCGCGACGUUAUAGAUGCCCACACCGAUGAACCAUCUUGGCCAAGACUGGUUGAUCUUCUGAUGGAUGAUUCGGGGGUUGGUUUCGGGAGAGGCGACUACCUCAUGGUAAACAACCAAAUUCGGGUUGGCAGCGAAAGGCAGUUUCUGGCUUGCUUGCAGUAUUUACGAAAUGAGAUGAUUCUGAACUGUGCGGUGUAUGUGUAUAACUCCGACACAAUAUCACCAAACAUACCACGGCAGGUCGAGUAG
Molecule: messenger RNA, 1806 nt
Organism: Exophiala spinifera
Lineage: Eukaryota; Fungi; Ascomycota; Eurotiomycetes; Chaetothyriales; Herpotrichiellaceae
Exons: 2
Coding region: 1-1806 (601 amino acids)
Source: RefSeq, a predicted model, not a curated record